Messenger RNA from Mercenaria mercenaria, 3581 nucleotides. Its product is annotated as C3a anaphylatoxin chemotactic receptor-like. Gene Ontology annotation, biological process: G protein-coupled receptor signaling pathway. Bases 428 to 1123 code for a protein of 231 amino acids. Gene Ontology annotation, cellular component: membrane. The record is from RefSeq and is a predicted model, not a curated record. The transcript has 2 exons. Gene Ontology annotation, molecular function: G protein-coupled receptor activity. NCBI's taxonomy places the organism in Eukaryota, Metazoa, Mollusca, Bivalvia, Venerida, Veneridae.
UCCCAAUUUUCCUUGAAACAUUCACGAAAUAUAAAAUCUGUCCAGGUUUCAGUAAUAGGUUGAUAAAAUCUUAUAAUAUGGCAUAAGGAUGUGGUUAAACAUAGUGUUAUUAUUACAUGAAGAAUACAUGGACAAGUUUGUUAAAAGGAUACUGUGAAAAUUGAUAAAUUGGACUUUAUAUAAUAGUAUAUUUAAUCACGUGACACAUAACAAGAUAAAUUUAGAUUACAAUUAAAAACUUUCUCAACAGAAAUUAUAUUAUACAAUAAACGGGACACAGCUUUUAAAAAUGCUAUAUAUAAGGUUCAGUUAACGUUAAACAGGAACAUUAAUAUGUAAGCUGGAAAAUUCGAGAAAGCAAUCGAAUAAAACAUGAUGGUGAAUACGCCCGACUUCAUAGAAUAUUUGCAGGCGUGACAAGUGAAUCAUGAAAAUGAAGAAUGAACUAUUUGAUGGUGGUGAGAAUAAAACAGCAGAACUGCAAACAUUGCAGAACAUGAAUUCUACAAAGGUUGAAAGACUAAUACCAACAAUUAUCUUCAUGUCCGUAAUCUGUGUCUUAGGAUUGAUCGGGAAUUGCUUGGUUAUCCACGUGUACAGAACAAAAUUUAAACUGUCAAAUUCAAAAUGCUUUAUUUUGUGUCUAAGUGCUGUAGAUCUGUUAACGUGUUGCAUUUCGAUCCCUCUCGACGUUUCUACUACUCUAGAUCAGUACACAUUUAAACAUCAAGUGUUAUGUAAGGUGUCUAGAGUGUUUAAUGUUUUAGGAACUAUUUCCUCUUCGUUUAUUCUGCUUUGCAUUGCUGUGGACCGAUAUAGAAAAGUAUGCAAACCAUUUGGCUGGCAGAUUCACAUUAAAAUGACAAAGAUUUUGUGUGGACUGGCUAUAAUUGUAGGUGUUAUGGUGUCAUUGCCCGCCGCAUUUGUUUUUGGUAUACAUACGUUCGAUAUCCCAGAAUACAAUUUGACCGGAAGUGAAUGUUCUACAGCAGACGAGAUGAUAAACACGAAAUUUCCGUUCAUCUACACGCUUAUGUUUGUUAUCAUGUUUGUAGGUAGCAUAAUUGAAUUGUCAGUUUUAUAUUCUUUAAUUGGACUAAAAAUUCGGGAAACAAGCACGUAAAAUGAACAUGUUGAAGCAGAAAAUGUCUGUACCAAUGCAGUCAUCGAGUAACGUGAAAAGCGAUACAAGGCUUGACGAGGCGAAAGCAGAGUAUAUGUCACAGAAGUGUGAAUUUACUAUCAGCGAAGAUAAAAACAAUCACAAUGAGAGCAGCUCAAACUUGAGUAAUGGUCCUGAGAUUGAGGAAUCGUUAACUGACCUGCAAGAUACCGAAGAAUCGUGUACAUCAGAUAUGAAAAGUCAAGAGUUCAAAAAGAGUCUUGAAAGAUUAAACACUAGUAAGGACUUGAAAUGCAGCUUCAGGGAGGAGGGAAUGGGUGUUAAAUUUCAUCCGGAAUUGAUGAUCAGUACAGAAACAAACCAGAUAGAGAGAAAUGAAAACAGACGUUAUCUGAAAACAAACAUUGAUGUUUCAGUGCAAGAAAGGGAGAAUGUCGAAGGCAAUACGGAAGUAAAUGCAAACCAAGAAAUCCUACAAGACACGGUUCUGAGACGUUUGCUAUCUUCAUUGAGCAAUCGAAUAUCGAGCUUGAUGUUACGGUUGAAGUUGAGAAGUCCAAAUUCGAACUCAGAAACCAAAUUCAUGUUCAGAAAGACUGACUUCUCGAAGCAAGCAAGAGCUCGAAAGACAGCGUUCGUCAUGUUUGUUGUAUCUUUAGGUUUUAUAGUUAGUUUCGUCCCCCAUUUGCUGUUAAUGAUGAUAUGGCAGGCAAAGAAAGACUUUGCUGACGAAUUGUCAGACACAGACAAGGCAGUAUUUAAGUUUGUUCUUAAGUCCUUCUUUUUUAACUGCGCUAUAAGCCCUGUAAUUUACAGCAUAUUAGAUUCUAGAUUUAAAUCUGCUUGCAAAGAUAUGUUGAGACAUUGUGAAAGACGACCGUCACACAUUACAAAUGAUAGUACAGCUUUAGAUGUCCCAUGGUGCAUGGACACACGGAGAUAAAUAUGCACGUAAUUAACAAUGUAUGGAAUCCUGUUCGUGCCACUUCAAUUCUCGCCUUACCAACACGCGACAGUGCCAUAUUUAUCACAUUGUCGCCUUGGCCCAAAACAUAUAUACAUACGAGAUUUAACAAUCCUUGCGAGGUUUUUAGGGCGAUGAUUUUCGUCUUAAUAUUCGAAUAUCUUUCUUUACUCUCACAUCGGGAAAUUGAAAUUCCGCCCAAAUAGUGAUAAAUACUUGCGAGAAUGAGUAGAACCUCGCCUUGUCGCAUUGUUGCACUGUCACUUGGGAUAAAUUUCUUAACAAAUUGUUCGAUACAAUUCUUCCUGGUUGUUAUGUAUCAAUACACCGAAACAAAUUUCUAAUGACAGUCUCUUCUGAUGCCGCUUUCCUUCUUUAACGGUGUAGCAGAACAAUUCAUCCAUGGUACUAUAGUAAGAAAUAAUCCAUAUCAACGGGCGACAACGCGAGGUUUAACUAGUUAUCGCAUUUAUGUACCAUUUUUUAGCGGAAGUUCAAUUUCCUGAUACGAGAAUUAAGAAAGACAUGCACAAAUGAAGAUGAUAAUUAUCGCCCCCAAAACCCGCUAGGAUUGUUAAAUCUUGCAUGUAUCUAUGUGUUGGGACAAGGCGAGAAUGCGAUAAUUAUCGCAUUGUCGCGUGUUGGUGAGGCUAGAAUUAAAGUGACGACUCGAACUGGUUUCCGUAACCACGAAAUAUUCAGUGAUACAAUACAUACACGGUUUUCUUAAUCAAAGCAAAUUACCACAUAGAGAUAUAAGUUAGAGAUGCUUUUUGAUCUAAGGUUAAAAGCUGCUGGUUGGCGGAGUAGUUUAACAAAUACAAAAUGUACCAGUAUCUCACAAAAUUAUGCCGUCAUAUAUUAAAGAGAUGGAUGUUAACUUCCGCGGUGACUGUCGAGAGAUCCAGGAGGUAAACUUUGGAGAGAGGUCUGCUCUUAGUUUUGUCUUAAGUAACUGAAAAAUACCAAUCCUAAAUGAUUUAUUCGAUGAAUAUUUGAGCACAGCCAUUAUCUUUAUCAGCCUUGACAGAGGAAAAAUUCCGAAGGAUUUAGAUAUGGUGAAUAAGCGGGAUGAUUAAUUUGAACCACUUUUUUGUGAAUUGCGGUUUGUUGUGGGAUAGGCUGCCGUAGUAUAGAGAGACCUAUAACACAUUGUAAAUUGAAGUCCGUUGUUGAAAUUUCCCAUGUAUCUUUUUCUCGGCACGCGAAUGGAAAAAAGUAUGACGUCAUAAAGAAAGGCAGGAAAUGCAUGGCUGAUGAAUAAUUUCAGGUGUCAUCCUCAAAACGAUGUUGAUACAUUUUGUGAAUGUUACGUUUAUUCUAGUAGAUAAAAGCACUUUUUUAUCAAAAAAGAUAAAAUGUAUUAGAUCUAUGCAUACAAUGAGAAAUUAUCCAUAAAUCUUAUAAAAUAUCUAAAUAACAGUAUUAAGUAAAAAACCUCUGUAAAAUGGAGCAACAUGUUUGAUAAAAAUAGAAUAGAUUGAUUAUCUGUUA